AUGAAUAUUUUUAUAAUAAAAGAAUUAAAGAUGCUUAUAGCGCCCGGAACACCUGAUACACCUACAAUUCACUUUUGGAGAAGCUUUGAAAAAUACAUCUGUCUUUCCUUUGCCAUUUUUGGCUUUGGAGUCUGCCUUAAGGACGCUUACUUCUUGUCUCAUGAGAUUGCUGCAAAAAAUCAUAUUGCUGGGGUUAAGCGAGAAUCAUGAUUCGGAUCAAAUUAUGCCGAUGUUGAUGAUGUCCAAUUAACAGCUUUUCUAAAUGGACUGCCUUCUCUUUCACUGACAGCUUGCUUGUUUAUUAUGAUAAGGAAAAUGCUACUUAGAUAUAGCAAUUCCCUUGAUGCACAGAUUGGCUAUUAUUUACUUUUUGGGCUUGGUUUCUUACUUUAUAUACAUGGCCCAGGAACUUUAUUUACGCUGCUCAUGAUUUUAGGAAAUUACGUAUUAUUAAGGAUUUUUAUUGCCAAAAGGUGAUUUCCUGCUCUUGUUUGAAUUGCAAACGUCACAUUUUUAAUUAUUACUGAAUACAAUGAUGGCUAUAAAUUUGGAUGGAUUUCUUCAUAUUUUGGGUUCUUGGAUCAAAUCCCGAUCGCAAUUAAAUGAAAUAGAAGUAGCAACCUUCUGAUGCUGAAAAUAAUUAGCUUUGUUAUUGACUGCCACUGGUGCUAUUUAAAUAAGCCCAUAAAAUCUAAACACAAGCACAUGGAAAGGUGCAUCGAAUGCACUAAGGAAAUUACAUGCUUGAAAUAUCGUUACGAACAGCAUGCAAAUAUUUAUACGCUAAAAGCAUUUUUAGCUUAUUCAUGCUAUCCUCCCUUAUAUUUGGCAGGGCCAACUCUUACUUACAAUGCUUGAAUUUCUCAAAUUCAAUCUCCGCAGCAGGCUUAUGAUAGCAAGAGGAUUGCGUUCUACACUCUAAGACUCAUAUUCGUCUUCUUUAUACUGCAGUGGUGGAUAAACAAUCUUUACUUCCCUGCGAUUGCAAUCAACCCCAAGAAUAAGUGAAUUUGGGAAGAUUUCACUGCCUAUGAACUCAUUGCAGGCUCCUAUGUCAUUUUAAAGUGAAUUUGGCUCAAAUUUAUGGUCAUUUGGAGAUUUUUCAGGUUGUGGGCUUUACUUGAUGGUAUUGAAACACCUGAAAACCUUGGAAAAUGUAUAUCAAAUGAAUACUGCUUUGAAGGAUUCUGAAGAAUGUGGCAUCGAUCUUUCAAUCUCUGGCUGAUAAGGUACCUAUUUGUUCCGCUAGGAGGAACAAAAUAUAAAGUGCUCAAUAUUUGGGUUGUAUUUGGAUUCGUUGCACUCUGGCAUGAUCUGAAAAUGAGCCUUUUAGUGUGGGGCUGGGGAAUGUGUAUUUUCAUCGUCCCAGAAACAUUGGUUAAAGGAUAUCUCAACAGACCGAAAUUUGCAAAAUUCAGAGAAACACUUCAAUAUAACUGGCUGUGCGUGAUAUCAGCUUCACUUUAUCUUUUCUUAUUAUGCAUUGCAAAUCUUGUAGGCUUUUCAUUUGGAGUCACAGGGUUGAUUAUUGCUGCCAAUCAGAUUGUUUCAUGGGAAGGGCUAUUUCUCAUCAUAAAAAUAUUCCUAACUUUCAUGUUUUUAGUUCAUUUUAUGAUGAUGAUUCGAUAUGAAGAUCUUAGAAAAGGUAAACAAGAAAUUGGAUUUUAA
Molecule: messenger RNA, 1668 nt
Organism: Blepharisma stoltei
Lineage: Eukaryota; Ciliophora; Heterotrichea; Heterotrichida; Blepharismidae
Source: the annotation of a GenBank genome assembly